Oryza sativa Japonica Group (Japanese rice) is the source of this 1823-nucleotide messenger RNA. Its product is annotated as cytochrome P450 94C1. Gene Ontology annotation, molecular function: iron ion binding; heme binding; oxidoreductase activity, acting on paired donors, with incorporation or reduction of molecular oxygen. Lineage: Eukaryota; Viridiplantae; Streptophyta; Magnoliopsida; Poales; Poaceae. The record is from RefSeq and is a predicted model, not a curated record.
GGCGACGAGACGUCCCGCUGGUAUAAAACGGCCCCCUCCCGGGACGCCACGAUCGUCACAAGCAAACGCACGCGCCCCCGCCUAUGAAAGCCCGCGCGCACCACGCACACACGCACGCACGCAGUCGCAGGCGCCGCAGCUCGUCUCCAUGGGUGUCGUCGAGGCAGAGGCGUUGCAUGGGGCGGUGGAGGCCCUGGCUGGGUCGCUGCAGCCGCACGUGGCCACCGCCUUCUUCGUGUUCUCGGCGUGCACGGUGGCCCUCGCCGCGCUCCUUGCCGUGGUGCGCCUGCGCCCGCCGUGGUGGUGCGACUGCACCGUGUGCGAGGCCUUCCUGACGGCGUCGUGGGCGGGAGAGUUCGACAACCUCUGCGACUGGUACGCCCACCUGCUGCGCACCUCGCCGGCGCAGACCGUGCACGUGCACGUCCUCCGCAACGUGCUCACCGCCAACCCGGUCACCGUCGACCACGUGCUCCGCGCCCGCUUCGACAACUAUCCCAAGGGCGCUCCCUUCUCCGCCAUCCUCGCCGACUUCCUCGGCCGCGGGAUAUUUAACGUCGACGGUGACGCGUGGCUCUUCCAGCGCAAGCUCGCCGCUGCCGAGCUCGCCUCUCCGGCGCUCCGCGCCUUCGCGGCGCGUGUCGUGGCCUCCGAGCUGAGGUGCCGCCUCAUCCCUCUGCUCCACUCUGCUUCACGUGAGGGCAACGGCAAGGUGCUCGACCUGCAAGACAUGUUCCGCCGCUUCGCCUUCGACAGCAUAUGCAAGAUCUCGUUUGGCCUCGACCCUGGCUGCCUCGAGCUGUCGAUGCCUGUAUCGACGCUCGUGGAAGCGUUCGACACGGCGUCGACACUCUCCGCGCGGCGGGCGACGGUGCCCAUGCAGAUAAUCUGGAGGCUGAAGCGGUUCUUGAACGUCGGGGACGAAAGGAAGCUCCGGGACGCGGUCCGUUUGGUCGACGCGCUCGCGGCGGAGGUCAUCCGACAACGGCGGAAGCUUGGCGGCGCUGCCACCGGCAGCGACCUCCUUUCACGCUUCAUGGGCUCCAUCGACGACGACAAGUACCUCCGCGACAUCGUCGUCAGCUUCAUGCUCGCCGGCCGCGACACCAUCGCCUCGGCGCUCACCGCCUUCUUUCUGCUCCUCUCCGAUCACCCAGAGGUCGCCACCGCCAUCCGAGACGAGGUCGCCCGCGUCACGGGCGACGGCAACCGAACCAUGGCCGCCACAUUCGACAAGCUCAAGGACAUGCACUAUGUGCACGCCGCGAUGUACGAGAGCAUGCGCCUGUUCCCGCCAGUGCAGUUCGAUUCCAAGUUUGCCGCCGGCGACGAUACGCUGCCGGACGGCACGGUCGUCGCGAAGGGCACCCGGGUGACCUACCACGCCUACGCCAUGGGCCGGAUGGAGUCCGUAUGGGGCCCCGACUGCGCCGAGUUCCGGCCGGAGCGAUGGCUCCGGGACGGCCGGUUCGUCCCGGAGAGCCCGUACCGUUACCCGGUGUUCCAGGCGGGCGUUCGCGUCUGCAUCGGCAAGGAGCUAGCCCUCAUGGAGAUGAAAGCCGUCAUCGUCGCCGUCGUCCGGAGCUUCGACAUCGAGGCGAUCGCGCGGAGCUCGCGGCGGCCCAAGUUCGCGCCGGGCCUGACCGCCACGUUCGCAGGCGGCUUGCCGGUGAGAGUGCGCCGGCGGCGAGCACGUGCGAGCGGGCACAACCCGCCAAUUUAAUAGGUAGAGCAAACAAACUGGUUCGUGUCAUCACGAUUUGUUCUUCUGUGCUUCUUUUCGAACUGGAAUAUUAAUUAGGUUACAUGCAUCAUGUCGAUUA